CGUCUUUCACAAAUUCCAUCUCCAAUCUCGGAUUCUUAAAUUGACUCGACUCAAAUGCAACCAACAAAUCAAUCUGACCCGACCCAACUUGACUUGAUGAACCAACUCACUCCCGAAGGUUCAAACAGCGUCCCCUCGUACCGACGACUCUGUUGAUAUCCACAUGGUGAAGGUAACCUCUCGCCGGCGCUUUUCCUCUGCCUCAGCCGCCGCUGUCCCUUCUCCUUCCAAGUCCCCACCUCCCUCCUUCUCUCUCACCCCCCCGCAGGACACCAUCUCCCAUCUAUGCGCCCAAGGCCGCUUCGGCGACGCAAUCGCCCUCCUCUCCCGCCAGCGCCGCCUUCUCCCGGCCACCCACCGCCCUCUCGACCUACCCUCCUCUGCCUGUCGCGUUGCAGCCGCCGCCGCAGCAUCGGGCCGCCCCCUCGGUCUCCUCCUCUCCAACCGCCUGCUCGAUCUGCUAGCCAAGUGUGGCGUCCUGCCCGAAGCCCGCCGCUGGUUCGAGUCCAUGCCCUACCGGGACCUCUGCUCCUGGAACACCCUCAUCGGCGGCUAUUCCUCCUGCGGAGACCUCGACGAGGUCCGGAGACUCUUCGAUCGCAUGCCCAGCAGGGACCACUUCUCGUGGAGCACCAUUAUCUCCGGCCACUCCCGGCAUGGCCACCCCAGAGAGGCGCUCGGCCUCUACCGGAGAAUGCAGAGCGAAGGGAGCGGGAAAGACUCGAACUUUGGUAACAAGUUCACGGCUUCCAGCGCCCUUGCUGCCGCAACAGCCAUCCCGUACCUCCGACAUGGGAAGGAGAUCCACUGCCACAUAAUUCGAAUGGGGUUCGACUCGGAUGCCGUCGUUUGGAGCGCGCUAUCGGAUAUGUACGCCAAAUGCGGAAGCAUUUACAACGCACGCCAUGUGUUCGACAGAACACUCGACAGGGAUGUCGUUUCCUGGACCGCGAUGAUUGGGCGGUACUUCGACGGUGGGCGGAGAGAAGAAGGGUUUGAGCUGUUCUCGGAUAUGUUGAGGGCAGGCGUCCGGCCGAACGAGUUCACCUUCGCAGGGGUUUUGGAUGCAUUGUCGGAGCUGGCCAUGGAAGGCCCAGGGAGGCAGCUGCACGGUCACAUGAUGAGGGCGGGCUACGAUCCACUCUCGUUCUCAGCCAGUGCUUUGGUGCACAUGUACUCAAAGUGCGGGAACAUCGACAAGGCCAGGGCGGUCUUCGAGGGGAUGCCGAAGACGGACUUGGUCUCAUGGACUUCCAUGGUGUCGGGAUACGCUCAGAACGGGCAUCCUGAGGAGGCAAUCCGAUACUUCGAGCUGAUGCUGCAGUCGGGGACGAGACCAGAUCACAUAGCAUUUGUGGGAGUCCUUUCUGCGUGCACACAUGCCGGAUUAGUUGACAAAGGACUAGAAAUCUUUCACUCUAUAAAAGAUGAGCAUGGGAUGGAGCACACCGCAGACCACUACGCUUGCGUGGUCGACCUGCUCAGCCGGGCUGGCCGCUUUGAGGAAGCUGAGGAGAUCAUGGACAAGAUGCCGAUGAAGCCAGACAAGUUCCUGUGGGCUUCCCUGCUCGGUGGAUGCAGGAUUCACAAGAACGUGAGGCUAGGAGAACAGGCGGCGGAAGCACUGUUCGAGAUAGAGCCGGACAACGCGGCGACCUACGUGACGCUGGCCAACAUCUACGCCUCUGCCGGCCUGUGGGACGAGGUGGAGAAGGUGAGGAAGACGAUGGACCGGCGGCGGGUUGUGAAGAAGCCUGGGUCGAGUUGGAUCGAGGUGAAGAGACGAGUGCACGUGUUCCUGGUGGGAGACAAGUCGCACCCGAGGACGGAGGACAUACAUGCGCAGCUGGAGAAGCUGUACAAGAGGAUGAAGGAAGAAGGAUACGUACCGGACACCGAGUUCGUGCUGCAUGAUGUGGAAGACGAGCAGAAGGAAGAGAGCUUGGCGUACCACAGCGAGAGGUUGGCAGUUGCAUUUGGGAUCAUUGCUACUCCGCAGGGCACUCCCGUCAAGGUCUUCAAGAACCUGCGGAUUUGUGGAGACUGCCACACUGCGUUCAAGUUCUUCUCCAGGAUUACACAGAGGAUGAUCAUUGUCAGGGACUCUAGCAGAUUCCACCACUUCAAGGAGGGGAGCUGCUCCUGUGGGAACUACUGGUAAUUUGAGUUACAUAGUUAUUCUAAGAAACUAAGAGCUAUCUGCUGCAGCUUCAGAAGUUGGUGUGGCCAUGUAUAGUAGAGUGAAACCCAGACCAGAUGAUGCAUGGUAGAUUAUAUACAAUAAUAACAAGGCAGGUAUUUGGCAACUGGCUACUUGUUUUAGAAAAGGGCCAGGAUAUCUACAGGGCAUUGGGAAGGAAUAGUCAACAUCCUAGUGAUUUUGUAAUCCUCCUCGUAGAUUUUUUGCUGAUGAAUUUGGAGAGUUUUAUCGUUUCACAUUAUGUUGCAAAAGAUCUCUCUCUCUCUCACUCUCUCUCUCUAUUUGCUGAUGAUAUUGGAUGGCUAUUCUACUUAUAUUUAUCCCAAUUUGCAAAAUAUGUUUGCAGCUGUGGCACGGGACAAUGCCGAAUCCAUCCACAAAAUAGAUGAUCGGAUCUAAUAUCU
Messenger RNA from Musa acuminata AAA Group (dessert banana), 2604 nucleotides. RefSeq names its product pentatricopeptide repeat-containing protein At4g37170-like. Lineage: Eukaryota; Viridiplantae; Streptophyta; Magnoliopsida; Zingiberales; Musaceae. The coding region runs from base 164 to 2161 and encodes 665 amino acids. The record is from RefSeq and is a predicted model, not a curated record. The transcript has a single exon. Gene Ontology annotation, molecular function: zinc ion binding; protein binding.